This is a messenger RNA of Gadus morhua (Atlantic cod), 1593 nucleotides long. It is a transcript of the gene ccdc97, whose product is annotated as coiled-coil domain containing 97. Bases 242 to 1369 code for a protein of 375 amino acids. The transcript is spliced from 7 exons. The record is from RefSeq and is a predicted model, not a curated record. Lineage: Eukaryota; Metazoa; Chordata; Actinopteri; Gadiformes; Gadidae.
AUGAAUAUUCGUCUGAUGCUGGAGGGGACCAAUAACAAUGACGGACCAAUAUGGCGGUCUUGUUUGAAUUCAAUGCAAAUGCCAUACCGAAACAAGAAACUAUUCUAUUCCAUCGGAAUUACAUUGUUAUUAAUAAAUAUACUUCAUGAGUAAAGUGCUAUCUGCCUUUUCCCGGGUCAGCAAACCUCUUGUUAACAAACAAACAUCUGCUGGACAUCUAUAACUAUUUUUUUAAUUCGUCAUGUGGGGGGAAAUAGAUCCUCCAUUAACAAAACCCAUUCCAGGUCCUUCUGAGAAAAAUGACAGAACUGAAACACCUGACAACACACGCAUGGAUUUGGAGACUCAAAUGUUCCCUGCAUUUGUGUUGAAAAAGCCAACGAGCCCCAAAGAUAGCCCGCAGGACAAACAGGAUUUUCAGGUCUUAUCCCCCAGUGUGAAUGCCAUGUUGGAGGCUGUCGCUUUGAGUGGGAGCCCGGUCAAGAGCCAGCAAAUAGGAGAAGCAGACCUGACUCUAGAUCAGCGUCGAGAGGAGCUGUUACAACAGUACAAGAGCAAACCGCUUGUUUUCCUUGAAAGGUACCAGGCCCAUCUGAAGCCUCAGCAUCUGGCUGCGUUCUCCCACCUCGGUUCUGACCCAAGGGCCAAGCACUACUGCCGGGUGAUACAAAGAAGGCCUGGAGGGCAUGCCGACAGGACGAGGGUUCGAAAUCAUCGCUAUGCGGCCCUUAGAGCCCUGCAGAGAGAGGGUCAGUACUUCAGCGAGGAGCAGAUGAGAAACAGGGAGCUGCUACUGUAUGAGCAGUACAUCGGCCAGUACCUGACAGAUGAUGAGAUACUGGAGCGAUCCCAGGAGUUGAUGCAGGACGGUGCUGCUCAGGGAAGGUCGGACGGGCCAGAGGGGUGUGCUUCCGGGGGGCUGGCCCACAUCCUCCUCAACUCCUACCAAGAGCGACUCCUUCAGAGCCGUCUGGAGGAGGAGCAGGAGAAGGAGGACGGCGCCAAGGAAGAGGAGGAGGAAGACGAUGAACGUAAGGAUGAUGAAGACCUCAACGACGCUGGGCAGGAGGAGCGGCAGGGAGGGCCCUCGCAGGAGGAGAAAGCCCUGCUCCGCGAGGAGUUCAUCGGACAGAUGCACCAGCGCUUCCUAUCCGGCCAAGACAAGGACUUCAACUACAGUGAAGUGGACGAGAACCCAGACUAUGACAACCUGGACAUAGUGAGCAGAGAUGCAGAGGAGAAGUACUUUGAUGAUGACUAUGAUGAUGGUGAGGAGGAAGAAGAAGAGGAGGAGGAGGAAGAAGAAGAAGAAGAAGGCGAAGAGUAUCAGCGUAAAAAUAAAGAUGGAGAUGAGUGUAUGACAGAAUAGAAAGGUUCACAUUGGUUGAACUCAUAAUUCAGAACGGUAUUCAAACAUUGUAAAACAUUUUAUAUAUUUCAUCUGUUGUAAAUCUUUGACCAGGACUGUAAUAAUUAUGUAUGGUGUACCUUUCUGUAGUGUAUCAAUGACAUUCUCUCGCUGAAAUAUUCAUUUAAAUUAGCUUUAUUUGCAGGAAAAGCAGUCUUAAUAAAAGGUGAUUCAAGUAUUGUUUA